UGAUGAAAUUUUCGGUACUCAGACUGCGUCGUGACGCCGAGGCUUGAGCGCUGAAUCGGAGCCCCGAAUCGCGUCUGCACUCAGAAGCGGGAGAACGUCGAAGCGGGAGAGAGCGUCGAUUGAUCCUUUUUUCAAUUGGUAUUGUGCGUGGGAAUGAAUCACUUGCAUUCAGUAUUGCCAGUCAUUUGAGGUGUUAGGGUUGAGAGGCAUUGACCUGUGGUGGUUGCUACUGGUGAGGGCUUUGGAUUUGGAUCUUGACGAGCCUCACAGGUGAGACGUGAAGAAUGACUCUAGCGUUUAGUGGCUGGGUAUACGAAGCUGCCAGGAUGAAUAUCUUCAGGCUUACGGGGGAUUUGACGCACUUGAUGAGUAUAAUCGUGUUGCUGUUGAAGAUCCACACCAUCAAAUCAUGCGCGGGGAUCUCGUUAAAGACGCAGGAGCUGUAUGCCCUUGUAUUUGCCACGCGGUACUUGGAUAUUUUUACCACUUACAUAUCUCUGUACAAUACUGUGAUGAAGCUGAUAUUCCUGGGCACCUCUUUCUCCAUUGUGUGGUACAUGAGACGCCACAAGACAGUGCGACUGUCGUAUGAUAAGAACAACGACACUUUCCGUCAUUAUUUUCUGGUUCUGCCGUGUUUUCUACUGGCUUUGGUUCUCAACAACAGGUUCACCGUUCGGGAGGUUUUAUGGACUUUCUCUCUGUAUUUGGAAGCGGUUGCUAUCAUUCCCCAAUUGGUACUGUUACAAAGGUCAAAGAAUGUCGACAACUUGACAGGCAACUAUGUGUUCUUCCUCGGAGCUUAUCGAGGAUUUUACCUCAUCAAUUGGAUCUAUCGGUAUUUUACGGAAAAUCACUACCGUCGAUGGAUAACCUGGAUGGCAGGAAUCGUUCAGACGGCCUUGUACGUCGAUUUCUUUUAUUACUACUUUAAGAGCUGGAAGAACAACGAGAAGCUGAAGCUACCAGCUUAGAUUUACGCCGAAACGUAGGGUUUCUCCGGAGCACUAGUGGAAGGUGCAUCAAUUUAGUGUUUGAGCAGUACUUGAGAAGAACCUUUGUCGAUGAACAUUUUUGUCCCGACGACACUUUUCUGGUACGGCACGAGCAUACUAAGUAUGUGUCAACUGCAAGAAGCCUGAGAGUUAGUUUGAUUCAUUCGGGUCAUUCAUGAUGUGACCUUGCUGACCCUUGUUAGUUGCAGCCGCCAAUUUGCUGAGCUUGUCACGGACUGUUAGAGUAUGGGUGUUUCUUUUUUUAUCAUUUAAUAUACCAGGAAAGAUCUUGCACCUCUUUCAGAAACGUGUUUACCUCUAUGAACUAGAUGCAGCUUAUCCUGAUUGCUAUUCAACGUGUUUGCUGACUCAAGCAAGCAGGCUGGAUAUAUAGCACAUACGGCGUUAACGUUAAAUAGAGUAUUCAGAAAA
Messenger RNA from Physcomitrium patens, 1427 nucleotides. RefSeq names its product ER lumen protein-retaining receptor. Gene Ontology annotation, molecular function: ER lumen protein retrieval receptor activity. Gene Ontology annotation, cellular component: membrane. NCBI's taxonomy places the organism in Eukaryota, Viridiplantae, Streptophyta, Bryopsida, Funariales, Funariaceae. The record is from RefSeq and is a predicted model, not a curated record. Gene Ontology annotation, biological process: protein retention in ER lumen.